AUGGAAUCAGGAAGCGUAUUAUUAGCUGCUAUAUUCUUCUUUCGUGCUCAUGCCGGAGACGUUUCCCGGACAUAUUCGGACCAACUAGUCGUACUCAGCGCCCUACAUGAUGAAGCAUCAACACUUUUAGAAUUUCCAGUGAAAAAAGCACACUUAGAUCUUCAAGAUGAAGCAAAUAGGAUAUAUGAUAUUAAUUUAGAAGAUCUUCUCAGUGCUUCACAGCCGCUGGCCGAAUUGAACGAGAUCCAAACCGGAAUCAAUUUAUACUCUACCGCGUUCACCAGUUUUUUCUGCGCUCAUUUUCCAUGCAAGUAUAACGGACAAUGUAAGCCAAUAGUAUUUUCGAAAUACCUUUCAUCUGAACAAAAAGCGGUAAUUAAAGAAAACGUGAAAUACAAUGUAGAUCAAAUAAAGAAUCGCAUCAAUGAUGGUACUAGCGAAGUUGCAGAAAUGUAUUCUAAUCUGGACAACUUGUUAGAUGCUUACUUUACUCCAUCAGAUGAUUCAGUUAACACCGACUCAGCGUGGGCUGACGAUGGAGUGUUUCUAGAGUAUUCUGAUAAAAAUGAAAGCGUCCAGAUCGUUCUUAAGUAUAUUCAAUUACUCGUAGCUCAGCGCCUUGUUCGAGAUAGCAAAACAGCGUUGGUUGAAUACGAGAUGGUAAAGCUUGGCAGGACGGUAGAUCGUUUUAUCGGCCUUUCAUCUCUCCGAUAUAAAGAGAAAUUACGAAUUCAAACGGCAAUUUCUCAAAUUACCAUAAAAAUUAUCUUUCUAGCUGAACAAGGAGGAACAUUCGGAGGAUGGGAAGAAGCAGCAGCAGCACCUGCUGUGCCGGACGACUGGAGCAAGAAGCUAGGAACAGCUGCUGAUUUGACUUAUGCUCAACAAAUAGCAGCAAUACAAUAUGGCUCACCUUUAAAUGAAGCUCUGACAAAUCUUCGCACAGAAGGCACACAACUUUCAGAAAUGAAUUUAAUUGACAUGCUCUUGUUCUCAUCAACAGUUGAUAUGAUUACUCAGAAGCAAAAGGUGGUUGUGUACUCUACCAAUCUACGAAACUUCAAUUGCGUUCACUUCCCUUGCAAAUAUGAUGGGAAUUGUGAGCUUAUACCACUCAUUGAUUUCUCUGAUGAAUUAAAAGAAUCACUGAGAGGUCAAGUUUUCAACGAAAUCAGUAUGGCCAUGAGACUGAGUGAUUUUCAAUCAUUUUUCAACAGUUUGUCUGGAACCGUUGUCGCUGAUCCUGCAGCUAUAGAGAAUGUUGUAAAUGACUAUAUAUGGGCUACUUCUGUCAAUAGUAACAAUGUUAGACUUAGUGGUCAGGGUUACACAAUGUCAUUAUGGAUCAACGAUGGAUGGAUGCCAGUAAUUGAAUUAGAUUGGAGCCCAAAUGCGUGGAAACUUAUAAAUUUCAUCGAGUUGUUCAUCGCUCAAAAGAUCAUCGCAAUGAGUUUGUCAGAUUUGGCAAGAUAUGAAAGUGUUGAAACGGUUGCAGCGGUGUAUGAUCUAGUUGGGAAAUCUAUUCGUUGUUCUUGUGCUCUAGGAUUUGGAGGAACACAUUGUGAAUUUUGUGUUCUUACCGAUGAUUCCAUCAUAGCAGAUAAUGAAUUUGAAUAUCAUGGAAUCAAACUGAUUGGUGCUAGAGUUGGUUGAUAAAAUAUGUUACGGCUGUUGGAACUACGUAAAUAAAAUUUAUCGCAACAAAAUAUAUUUUAUAUUUUAAUUUUGUUUUGUUCGAAAAACAUGUUAUGUAACUAUGGUUGGGUGUGUGAAAGCGAA
Messenger RNA from Styela clava, 1779 nucleotides. NCBI's taxonomy places the organism in Eukaryota, Metazoa, Chordata, Ascidiacea, Stolidobranchia, Styelidae. The record is from RefSeq and is a predicted model, not a curated record.